Molecule: messenger RNA, 7360 nt
Organism: Peromyscus californicus insignis
Lineage: Eukaryota; Metazoa; Chordata; Mammalia; Rodentia; Cricetidae
Gene: Npffr1
Product: neuropeptide FF receptor 1
Exons: 4
Coding region: 221-1519 (432 amino acids)
Biological process (GO): G protein-coupled receptor signaling pathway
Cellular component (GO): membrane
Molecular function (GO): neuropeptide receptor activity; peptide binding
Source: RefSeq, a predicted model, not a curated record
AGGCGCGGGGCGGGCGGCCGGCAGAGUCCGGCGGCGGACCGCAGCGCUGCGAGGGCGCUGCACCCCGAACCCCAAGGGAGUGAGCGCCCCCUGCCCGCCUGCGAGCGACCCGGUGAAGCGGGGACGAGGGUAGGCCACCCAGACCCCUGGUGCCUCUCUGCCCCAGCCCAUCCGCCCGAAGGUGCCCACCUCCACUGAAAAGUGUCCCGGAGCAGACAGUAUGGAGGACGAGCCCGCCCAGCCUCCCAAUGGCAGCUGGCCCUUGAGUCGGAAUGGGAGUGAUGCCGAGGCUGCUCUGACCGCCAACCUCACCUUCUCCUCCUACUACCAACACUCCUCCCCAGUGGCAGCCAUGUUCAUUGCGGCCUAUGUGCUCAUCUUCCUCCUCUGCAUGGUGGGCAACACCCUCGUCUGCUUCAUCGUGCUCAAGAACCGGCACAUGCGCACCGUCACCAACAUGUUCAUCCUCAACCUGGCUGUCAGUGACCUGCUGGUGGGCAUUUUCUGCAUGCCCACCACCCUUGUGGACAACCUCAUCACUGGUUGGCCUUUUGACAACGCCACAUGCAAGAUGAGCGGCUUGGUGCAGGGCAUGUCUGUGUCCGCCUCUGUUUUCACGCUGGUGGCCAUCGCCGUGGAAAGGUUCCGCUGCAUCGUGCACCCUUUUCGCGAGAAGCUGACUCUCCGGAAGGCGCUGCUCACCAUCGCAGUGAUCUGGGCGCUGGCGCUGCUCAUCAUGUGCCCCUCGGCGGUCACGCUGACCGUCACGCGCGAGGAGCAUCACUUCAUGCUGGACGCUCGCAACCGCUCCUACCCGCUCUACUCGUGCUGGGAGGCCUGGCCGGAGAAGGGCAUGCGGAAGGUCUACACCGCUGUGCUCUUUGCGCACAUCUACCUGGCGCCACUGGCGCUCAUCGUGGUGAUGUACGCGCGCAUCGCGCGCAAGCUGUGCCAGGCCCCGGGUCCAGCGCGCGACGCGGAGGAGGCGGUGGCCGAGGGUGGCCGCGCGUCGCGCCGCAGGGCCCGCGUGGUGCACAUGCUGGUCAUGGUGGCGCUCUUCUUCACCUUGUCCUGGCUGCCGCUCUGGGUGCUGCUGCUGCUCAUCGACUACGGGCAGCUGAGCGCGCCGCAGCUGCACCUGCUGUCCGUCUACGCCUUCCCCCUGGCACACUGGCUGGCCUUCUUCCACAGCAGCGCCAACCCCAUCAUCUACGGCUACUUCAACGAGAACUUCCGCCGCGGCUUCCAGGCUGCCUUCCGUGCACAGCUCUGCCGGCCACCCUGGGGAGCCCACAGGCAAGCCUACUCCGAGCGGCCCGGCCGCCUCCUGCGCCGGCGGGUGGUGGUGGACGUGCAGCCCAGCGACUCGGGCCUGCCAUCCGAGUCUGGCCCCAGCAGCGGGGUCCCGGGGCCUGGCCGCCUGCCGUUGCGCAAUGGGCGUGUGGCCAACCAGGAUGGGCCCCAGGGAGGACCUGGCUGCAACCAUGUGCCCCUCACCAUCCCAGCCUGGAACAUCUGAGCUGGUCCAGAGAGAGCAGGUCCAGUGGGCCUUUGGCCGUGACCCUGACCGUGAUGCCUGGACACAACAGCAGUAUUAGCAGAGGGUGUCACGAUGUCAUUGAUAAAAAAUGAGACAGUGGGUAGCCGCGCUGAUGGCAAAUGAGAAGAGGAAACUUCCAACCUUCCAAACACCCUCUGCUCUGGAGCCAUAUUUGGAUGAGUCUGUCUCGUCAAAACCUCAGAACCCUUCUCCUCAGAGGCACUGAGGCUCAGGGAGAGGUGGCAAGGUUUGGAAAUCCCACUUGACCCAGACUCCAGUGUGUCUCUGUGGUAUCCACAUUUCCAGUGGUCUCCUCCCCAAGGCCUUCUGAGGAAAAUGUGUGGCCUUAUCUAGGUAGCUGGGUAGAAGAGGUGACCUCUGUGCUUACACAGAGACCUGGGAUGGAGUCCCCUGUGUUGUGUUGCUGAAACAGCUCCCCUUGGCCCUUUCUGGGAAAAAGUCCGUGCUCUCCUCCUGCCUGCGACUCCAGUGUGUUUUAUUCUAAGAAGUGUCCAAGUCCAUUCCCACUUCAGGAUGUCACAACUGAGCAGCGGGAAGAAGAGCCCUGGGGAGCCUGUUUAAAUUGCAGGACACUCUGGGUUGAGCCUAAGAGAGGCUCCCCUCCUCCACCCCACCACCCAGAGCCAGGGAGAGCUUCCAACAGGACCAACAGCCCACGGGCAGCAGGCAAGGGGAAGAGGAAGACAGCUCAGUGCCCAUUCUCCCCUCUGGGACUCUUGCUGGGCCUGAUGCUUUUCUCCUGGCCUUUCUUCCUUGCCUAACGGGAAGGAGAAGUUGGUCGAUCGGGGUGGGGGGAGCCCCUGAAUGACAACUACAAACCCUUCCAUAAUAUGUGACUCACGAACCCCAAAAGCAAAGGAGACCAGGAGAGCCCGCAUGCACCCCAGCUCUCAUCCAGUGUGCUUGCGAUCACCUUGACAGGGUGAUGCUUUUCCCCAGGAGCUAAGGAAAUGGGUUGCCUCUGCUGAUUUCUCCUACAACUUCAAUAAUCUGCACUUAACCAGACACUUUCCCCUCACCUCCAUUACCACAGUUGCUAGAAAUUUAAGGGAUAAAAAAAAAGGAAACAUUUCCAGGAUCCGGGGCUCUGAGAUCUUAACACACACUGACUGGCCAUUCACUGUUCCCAGGUCCAUCAUAAGCAAUUGGCACAGUGGCGGAAGAAACUACCUCACGGUUGUACAUGUUCAAGCUUGUCUCUGGACACUGGCAUCUGAGUCAUUGAAUGUUCUUGCCAUUUCACAGAGUGACUGAGGCCCAGUAGGGUCAGGGUCACAGGGCCACAGACAACAGCGUUUGGAUAGGCAGGCUUGUCUUUGGGCAGCCUGAAUCAUAUCCUGCCUUUCAGAGAAGGUGGACAUGGCAGGAUCUCCGGAGAGCUAGAAGCUCCCUGCCUGAUGAUGAAAGGGAACACCCAUGGAAUGAAUCCAGAUUGGAGCAGGGAGACGUCUCCAUUGUGUUUGCCCUGUGACUUCUGGCCAGAGCUGUUCUGAAUAAAAAUUUAUAACUGUAUGCUUAGGAGGCUGCCAAGCUCCCUCAUGACGCUGCCUGGUCCAGGAGUCUGGGAAUGGUGGGUGAAGGCAGAUAAGGUGUGGUGGCCUGAGCUGACUCUCUGCAUUCUUUUGUUGUUGUUUUGAAGACAGGGUAUCUCUGUAUAACAGCUCUGGCUGUUCUGGAACUCACUUUGUAGACCAGGCUGGCCUUGAACUCAGAGAUCCGCCUGCCUCUGCCUCCUGUGGGCUGAGAUUAAAGGCGUGAGCUGCCACCACCACCACCAGGCCGCUCUACACUCUGGCUGGUGUUGUAUUAGUGUCACAUGAACGACACAGUGGCCUGAGAAUUGCUGGCUGUUUACUGGGAAGACUUGUGACUCUAGGCUCUAAAAAUAGGCCAGACCAAGGGCCAUGUCAACUCUGUCCCUGGGGCCCCUGGGAGCUGUGUGAGUUGCAGUCGGCUCUCUGCCCUGGGAUGUUUCUCUGUCAGCAUGGCCUCCCAGAGACAAAAAUCACAGCCUCUCCUCAGCGAUCGUGUCCACCAAGGCCUCUGCUUUAUUUUCCCCAGACUCCCUGCUUUGAGGGUCCAUGGCUGCCCCCAACAGCAUGGUGUUCCAUUGUUCUUGUCAUUGCCUGGGUAAGAGCAGAGGCAGCACCUGCCUGCCCCACAGGACGUGGUCCAUGUGCUAACAGGCACAACUUGAUGUUACAGAAAAGCCGGCAGGGUGUGCAUGCACGGAGCUUGUUCGUUUGUGCACGUGUUAAAAUACACCCGGUGUAAAGCUUUCCCCAGCGCACAGUCCAGUGGCGUUGAGCAGUCAUGCUGCGGUGGAACUGUCCGCUCUUUGCAGCACUGUAUUAUCCUAAAUGGAAACUGUGUACCCAUUGACACCAACUCCCCAUCCCUGCUUUGCCCAGCUCCUAAGUAGCCACCAUUCCUUCUCUCUGAACUUGACAUUUCUGUGGUUCCCUACAAGUGAAACCACUCAGUGUUUUUCCUUUUGGGACCUUUACGUCACAUAACACCUUUCAAGGGUCAUCCCUGUUGUCACGUGGGUCAGAAUUUCCUUCCUUGUGCGGCCAGCUACUAUUCCAUUAUAUGUCUGUCUGGCAUCUUGCUUCUCCAUCAGUGUGUUCUUGUUGCUGCCCCAGCUAUUACAUGUAUGCAUGGGGAGGGUGUUAGGUAAUGAAACGAGGUCCUGAACAUAGUGUGAGCCCCAAGGACAGAGACCCCAACACUUCUCUCAACCUGUCAUUUCUCAGUGACAGAGCAGAGGACAGCUGAGAUCUCUCUCUCCCUGUGCUCAACCCAGCUGCAUUGAGCUUCCUUCCUCUGUGUUCCUUCUUGGCUAGAGUAGGGAAAAUUGUAUGUUCUGUUCACAGGAUGUUUGUAUGACCUUGUUUAUAGGUUGUAGCUUUGUCGGUCUCAUGAGAGCUCUGUGUCCUGACAGACACUUGACACACGAGUGAAUCUUGUGUGACUUUAGUACACUCAAGGAUGACCUCUCUGGAGCAGCCAUGUUCCAUCUGAGACCUGUUAGGUCUCCUGAGGUGACUGGCCCUUUCAUGGGUGGAAAGUUUGGAGAUGAACAGAGCCUGUGAUGGGGAAGAGAGCCAGAGGCCUGUGGACAUGGAGAACCCUACCCAGAGGGGCUCUUUGGAGGGACGCCGUGUCCUUCAGUACCUUGUGCCACAAGAGUCUCCAAGCAGAUCUCAAUGGAUGAAUGGGCUCUUGACUUCCCCAAGACCACGCGAGCACACCUGACCAAUGUGAGCAAAGGCGGUGUCCACCGGGGCCCACAAACCACAGACUGGCCAGCCUCGGGCCGCCAACUUUCUCUAGGGGCCUGGAGGAUUCAUGGGUUGACUUGGGUUGGAAUGGGAGGUGGAACCGGCAAAGGAAGCCAGGAGCCCCCUAUCAUUAACCUACUGUGCAUUCAUCCCGAGUCCAGGUGCGAGCCAAGUCCGGGGCUGGAAGGAUAAAGCAUCGCUAUUCGGUUCUGGACCUCUUUGUAUCCUUUUCCUUAGCUCACCUCUCAGAAGUGCCACUGAGAAAAGAUAGAUGAGAAAGAGGUGACCAGCAGCUUCAUCACAAGCAAACAAUGUUGAAGCAAAACAGAUUCCUUGUUGAGUAACCCAAUUAUUGUUGGCUGCUUCUUUCUUUACAAACACGCCCCUGCAUAAGCGUGGUGGAAAUUUCACAAAACAUAGAUAAGCAAAGGAAAGGGGCAAAGUGCUUCAACUGUAUGGGAGACUCACAUUUGGUUUGUGAGCAUAGAUAUGCACAUAUUUAAAUUUUUGCAGCACCCUUAUGGAGGGAUAACAUAUGCUAAAAUUCACCCUUCUGCUGUGAACACUUGAUGGGUCUCAGCAAUUGUAUAUUUGUUUCACCAAAGAUGCUUCAUCCUUCCAAAAUGCUCCCUAAUGUCAAUGUAUGCCCUUCUCCUCCGAUCCCAGAAAACCAGCCAUCUGGUUUCAGAAUGUGGUGUAUACAGUGUAUGUGGACCUCGUUUUGAGUGUGUCUGCUUUCAUUUGGCAGGAUGACGUUGAGGUUUGCUCACAUCAUGGCAUUUCUUAGAUUGUUCCUUUUUGUUGUGGAGUAGUACUCCAUUGUGGUGUGUGUAGUGACACAGUCUAUCUGUUCAUCAGAUGACUGUCAUUUGGAUUGUUGACUAUCAUGAGGGGCGCUGUGGCGAUAAUUCCUAUACAAGCCCUUCCCUGCGCACGUUUUCAGUUCUCUUGGUGAAUAGGGAGUGAAGGUGCUGGGCUGUGCAGUAAGUAUACACUUCUGUCUGCUAGCAGUGGUACACUAUUAUUUUCUGUCCUCAUCAACAGUGUUCAUGAGUCGCCAUUGUUCUGUGUUUUUGCCAACACUUAAGAUUAUUGUUCUUUUUAAAGUUCUCCUGAUGACUGGUGAUGUUGGGUAUCUUUUUAUGUGCCUACUGACAAUCCUUAUAGCUUUUAUUUUAACCAACUACUUGUAUAAGUUCCUUGUUGUAACAAAAUACCUGACCAAUAAGAAGUAUUAUUAAGAUGGGUCGGGACAAGACCUGGAGAGAAGGAGAGCUCAGGGACUAAGAGGGCUUGCUGCUCUCUGGAGGACGUGAGUUUGGGUUUCAGCACUCACGUUAGGUGGUAGCUCUUUUUUAUCUAUCUAUCUAUCUAUCUAUCUAUCUAUCUAUCUAUCUAUCUAUCUAUCUAUUAUGUACACAGAAGAGGGCGCCAGAUCUCAUUACAGAUGGUUGUGAGCCACAUGUGGGUGCUGGGAAUUGAACUCAGGACCUCUGGAAGAGCAGUCAGUGUUCUUAACCUCCAAGCCAUCUCUCCAGCCCCAGGUGGUAGCUCUUGUAACUGCAGUCCCAGAGGACCCAACGCCCUCUUCAGACCUCGAUGGGAACCAUAGGUACAUACACACAUGUACAUACAUAAAGCAAAAUAAAUUAUUAUUUUUUUUUUAAAGAUUUAUUUAUUAUGUAUACAGUUCUGCCUGAACAUAUCCCUGCAGGCCAGAAGAGGGCGCCAGAUCUCAUUACAGAUGGUUGUGAGCCACCAUGUGGUUGCUGGGAAUUGAACUCAGGACCUUUGGAAGAACAAGCAGUGCUCUUAACCUCUGAGCCAUCUCUCCAGCCCAAAAUAAAUUAUUUUUAAAACUGGGGGGGGGAGGGGGGAGGGACCUGACCAAGGCAGCUAAAGGAAAGGAAAGGAUGUCCUGGCUCACAGUUUGCAGAUGUAGUUCAAGUAUGGUGGGGAGGUGUGGCAGAGGAGUGGUCCAGCUGUGGUGACAGACUGUGAGGCUGCUGGUCACAUUGCAUUUGCAGCCGGGAAACAGAGCAAAGGUGAGUGCUGGUGUGUGGCUCGCAUUCUCCUUUCCCCUUUUUAUUUAGUCUGAGACCCCAGUCUGUGGAUGGUGCCACCUCCAUGUGGGCUGGGUCCUUCCUCCUCAGUUCAAUCUCUCUGGAAACAUCCUCACAGGCACUCCUAGAGGUGUGUCUACCAGGUGAUUCCAGAUCUAGUCAGGUUGACAAAGAAGGUUAAUCUUCACAAUUAUUAUUAUCUUGGUUUCUAAGACACCCAUUUCACUAGGUAGCCGAGGCUGGCCUUGAACUCACUAAAUUGCACAGGCUGGGAUUCCAGGCCUAUCAUCAAGAAUAGCUUUAUUCAGCCUCAAAUUCUAGCACUCAGGAGGCAGAGGCAGGUGGAUCUCUGUGAGUUUGAGGCCAGCCUGGUCUAUAUAGUGAAUUCCAGGCCAGCCAAGGCUAUAUAUAUAGUGAGACCAUGUCUAAAAUAAAAUAAAUGAGUUUAUGCA